AUGGGGCAAAUCAGCGACAAUAUUCCCCUCCUCUACCUGGGCAUUCUGGCGGCCGUUUAUCUCAAGCCGGAAUACGCCAUAUAUGAUUCUAGAGUCAUAACGGUCUUGCUAUUUUUCACUAUUAUCAACGUAUCAAGAGCCAUCUACCAACUCAUCCUGUAUCCCAGCUACUUCACCCCUCUCAGAGAUAUCCAGACGCCUCCCGGCCGAACAUUGCUGAGGGGUAACACCGAUUCCUGGUUCUUGGAUACUCCUCAUGCUAGAAUGAAAGAAUGGGUCAAGGCACUCCCUAAUGAAGGCCUGAUCCGUUACUACACAGUCGGCAACUUCGAACGACUUACAGUGACCAGUGCCAAAGCUCUCAGCGAGCUCUUGGUCACGAAGUCGUAUGAAUUCGUCAAACCAGCACUCACACGUCGGGCGUUGGGCAGAGCAGUGGGCUAUGGGAUGUUGACCGCAGAGGGCGAUGACCAUCGGUGGCAACGUAAAAGCCUGAUGCCCGCAUUCGCCUACCGCCAUAUAAAGGACCUCUACCCCAUAUUUUGGUCCAAGAGCAUCGAGAUGGUGCGACUGAUGCGCAAGGAUUUAGCGGCAACCACAGAUGGCGUGCUCACAGUAAAGGACUAUGCCAGCCGCGCUACUCUGGACAUCAUCGGUGUAGCAGGAAUGGGCCACGAUUUUGACUCGUUGCAGAAUCCCGAUAAUCCCCUCAACGCGGCAUACCAGAGAAUCUUCCAGGAUCGGGGUCUUUUGACCAAGCUAACAUUCAUGGCAACCGUCUUUUUUGGCGACAAUAUACUUUUGAGAAAUCUACCCACAUCCCGGGCCAAAGCUGUGGAUGAAAGUGGCGCAUACAUCCGCAACGUGGCGCGACAAAUGAUCGAAGGAGCCAAAGCUAAGUUGGCAGAUCCUAACGCUGAUCAUGGUGUCGAUAUCAUCUCAGUCGCAAUUCAGAGUGGCACCUUUGACGAAGAUAAUUUGGUCGAACAAGUCAUGACUUUCCUCGCUGCUGGCCACGAAACCACCUCCACUGCCCUUCAGUGGUCGAUCUACGCCCUAUCGAAGAAUCAAGAUGUCCAGGCUCGGCUGCGUGAAGAGGUCCGCGCCAAUUUACCAUCCAUUUUGAUCGACAACCCACAGGCCAUCGACGCAACCACCAUCGACAACCUACCAUAUCUCCACGCCGUCUGCAACGAGGUGUUGCGCUUCCACCCUUCUGUUCCUAUGACGGUCCGCGAGGCUGCCACCGACACUACCCUUGUGGGGAAGCAUAUCCCAAAGGGUACCAGAUUUGUCAUUUCACCGGAGCUUGUCAACCAUAUGACAGAGUUCUGGGGCCCAGACGCAAAUGAAUUCAACCCAGAUCGGUGGAUGGGGCCAGGCAAGGCCAACACGGGUGGAGCGACCAACAACUAUGCCUUCUUGAGUUUCAUCCACGGACCUCGUAGCUGCAUCGGACAGGGUUUCUCUAAGUCGGAGCUGGCAUGCCUAGUGGCAGCUGUGGUGGGAAGUUUUGCAUUCGAGUUACAAGACCCCAACGCCAAGUUAGAGGUGCGGGAGGGAGCGACAGCCGCCCCCAGAGACGGCGUCGUUGUUAAAGCUACUGCCUUGGAAGGGUGGUAG
Messenger RNA from Penicillium chermesinum, 1623 nucleotides. Its product is annotated as cytochrome P450. Gene Ontology annotation, molecular function: heme binding; oxidoreductase activity, acting on paired donors, with incorporation or reduction of molecular oxygen; monooxygenase activity. Lineage: Eukaryota; Fungi; Ascomycota; Eurotiomycetes; Eurotiales; Aspergillaceae. The record is from RefSeq and is a predicted model, not a curated record. The transcript is spliced from 3 exons. The coding region runs from base 1 to 1623 and encodes 540 amino acids.